AUGUGUGGAUAACACAUGAGUAGAGCUCUUUAGUGUAACAGAAAAAGUUGACUUUAUUCUACUUAUUUCAGGAAAGGAAGUUGUUCGUGUAGCAGAACCUUAAUUAUAAGAUAUUUUGUAGAAUAAGUUUUUUUUUUUCGCUGCCAAAGAAAUACAAACGGUAAAACGUUUGUGCUGAAAUGUCUCUGUUUCUUGUGAACAGAUAUCUUGGAGAGGAUGAAGAUAAUUGUGCCUCUAAAGAGAGUCGGGCUCAGGCUUUACUGGUCAAACUACAGCAGAAGGCCAAAGAGAAGCAACAACAGAGUUUACGACAGGAAGAGACAGAAGAACAGACUGACAGAAAGAAGAGGAAGGCUGACAAGGACAGCAGGCAGAAGCACAAAAAGAGGAAAGGAGAAAUAGAUCCAAACAAAGAUCAACCUGUGGAGGAAGACAAGAAUAAGAAAAGUGGAAAAAAGAAACAGAAGAGGAAAAAGGAGUUGGAUGGACGUGAGGAUAUGGGAGAGGGUGAAGAAGAAGAGAAAGAAGACGCAGAGGCAGGAAAUGACACACGUGAGAAGACGUCUGCCCCCGCUGAGUUCACAGUUCUGGGAGGAUUUGACCUGAAAUCUGUCCAAAAGGUGCACAGAGUUCUUCCUCAGUGGCUCGCUCAGCCUGAUGCCAUUCACAGCGACAUUAAAAACCACCUGGUUCCAGUGUUAGACGUCCCAGGACUCUGUGUUCAUCUGGUGAAGAAACUCCAAAAUAACCAGAUUCAACACUUGUUUCCAGUGCAGGCAGAAGUCAUCCCAGUCAUCCUGGAGGGUGCACAGCAGGGCCUGCUGAUUGGACAAGGAGGAUACAAACCACCAGAUAUUUGUGUUUCUGCACCGACAGGAAGUGGCAAGACUCUGGCAUUUGUCCUACCUGUCAUCCAGGUGCUGAUGGAGCGGGUGGUGUGUGAAGUCCGAGCUUUGGCCGUGUUACCGACCAAAGAGCUGGCUCAGCAGGUUUGGAAAGUGUUCUCGUCAUACGCUGAGGGUACGACUCUGAAAGUGGUGAUGUUGGCAGGACACAAGUCCUUCAGUGCAGAACAGGAGUCUGUGUCAGAACACAGAGGGGGUGUGAGGCGCAGUUUAGCGGACAUCAUCGUUGCCACCCCAGGCCGUCUGGUGGACCACAUCAAUAAGAGCUCAGGUUUAUGUCUGGAACACCUCAGGUUCCUGAUUAUCGACGAGGCCGACAGAAUGAUUGACAGCAUGCACCAGUCGUGGCUCAGUCAGGUGGUUAAGGCCGUGUACAGAACAGGAAGUGAAACAGAACCCACGUCUGUCUUCAGAAGGACUGAACCCAAACACAUCACAGCAGCCAGUCUGUCUCCACCUGCGAUGCCUCUGCAGAAGCUGCUCUUCUCUGCUACACUCACUCAAAACCCUGAGAAGCUGCAGCAGCUGGGCCUCCACCAGCCACGACUCUUCAGCUCCGCCCACAGCCGCCCCGCCACCACGGCCGACACGCCCACGGCCCCGCCCCACAAACAAGACCGCUUCGACUUCCCCCAGGGUCUGACGGAGUAUUACGUUCACUGUACAUUAAGUAAGAAGCCCCUCCUCGUCCUCCACUUCCUGCUGCGGAUGAAGCUCAGCCCCAUGUUGUGUUUCACCAACUCCAGAGAGGCUGCCCACAGACUCUUCCUGCUGCUGCAGCUCUUCGGUGGAGUUCAGGUGGCAGAGUUCUCCUCCAGACUUUCUCCUGCUGAGAGAAAGAAGACGCUGAAAGAGUUUGAGCAGGGGAAGAUCCAAAUGUUGGUGAGCACAGAUGCAGCUGCCAGAGGGAUCGACAUCCAUGGGGUCAAAUGUGUGCUCAACUAUGACGCUCCACAGUACAUCAGAACCUACAUCCACAGGAUCGGCAGAACUGCUCGAGCGGGGAAAGCCGGGCUGGCAUUCACCUUCCUGUUAGGAGUCCAGGAGAAGCACUUCCUGCAGAUGGUGAUGGAGGCGGGCAGCCCUGGAAUUCACAAACAGAUUAUAAAAGCAGAGAGUCUGAAGGGUAUGGAGGAGCGCUACCAACAAACACUGAGAGAACUGCAGGAGGUCAUCAGGGAGGAGAAAGCCCAGUGAACAGGAGCUGCACCUCCAAACCUCCUCCUGCUGAAGAUCACAGGACAUAUUAUGGGAUGGAUGGAGUCCUGCUGUUGAAUCCAACCUAAAGUGCCGGUGCUGCUGACUUCACAUUUCAAAUCCAUGAACUCAUGUCAGAACACCCAGUCUGUGUGUGUGUGUGUGUGUGUGUGUGUGUGUGAGAACACUUUAUGUCCCAUAAAUGCAUUCAUGUGGAUCAUGUUCCAACCUUUUUUACUCCUGACCCCAUUUUAACAUCACAAAUUUCUGGUGACCCCAGACAUUCAAAACUGA
Molecule: messenger RNA, 2396 nt
Organism: Sphaeramia orbicularis (orbiculate cardinalfish)
Lineage: Eukaryota; Metazoa; Chordata; Actinopteri; Kurtiformes; Apogonidae
Gene: ddx51
Product: DEAD (Asp-Glu-Ala-Asp) box polypeptide 51
Exons: 16
Coding region: 180-2102 (640 amino acids)
Molecular function (GO): ATP binding; nucleic acid binding
Source: RefSeq, a predicted model, not a curated record